Molecule: messenger RNA, 1356 nt
Organism: Penicillium daleae
Lineage: Eukaryota; Fungi; Ascomycota; Eurotiomycetes; Eurotiales; Aspergillaceae
Product: ANP1/MMN9/VAN1 family protein
Exons: 4
Coding region: 1-1356 (451 amino acids)
Biological process (GO): protein N-linked glycosylation; cell wall mannoprotein biosynthetic process
Cellular component (GO): mannan polymerase complex
Molecular function (GO): alpha-1,6-mannosyltransferase activity
Source: RefSeq, a predicted model, not a curated record
AUGAACAGGCAGUACGCCUCUCCAAAGGGCUAUUCAGCCUACCCCCGAGCGCCCAGCGCCUUCUCCAUCUCGCCCAAUCGUAGCUUCCAGCCUCGUUCGCAACCCGCCCUCCGCCGACGGCGUCAACUGUUCCAACGGCUGCUCCUACUCGGCGGGGUAUCACUCUUGCUAGUGAUCUUCAUCUUUCCCUCCUGGCGCGCCGCCAUCAUCCCGACUCUAUCCCUUGGUCUCGUACAUCCUUCGGAGGACCUCCAGCUCCAAACAGUCCGGUACUAUGAUCUCUCCGAAGUUCAAGGCACGGAGAAAGGCUGGGAGCGUGGCGAACGCGUCCUCAUGCUAACUCCGCUGCGCGAUGCCUCGUCCCACUUGCCCAUGUUCUUCUCGCACCUGCGAAACCUCACCUACCCCCACAACCUGAUCGACCUAGCCUUCCUGGUGUCCGACUCACGCGACGACACACUGGGCAUGCUCACGCGCAUGCUGCAGGAGGUGCAGAAUGACCCGGACCCGAAGAUGAACUUUGGCGAGAUCUCCGUUAUAGAGAAAGAUUUUGGUCAGAAGGUGCAGCAAGAUGUCGAGAGUCGGCAUGGUUUCGAGGCUCAGGCGAGUCGGCGGAAAUUGAUGGCUCAGGCGAGGAAUUGGCUGCUGAGCGCGACGUUGCGUCCCACCCAUAGCUGGGUCUAUUGGAGAGACGCAGAUGUCGAGACUGCGCCAUUCACGAUUAUCGAGGAUCUGAUGCGGCAUAACAGGGAUGUGACUGUCCCGAACGUGUGGCGGCCACUCCCGGAUUGGCUUGGUGGUGAACAACCUUACGAUCUAAAUUCCUGGCAGGAAUCGGAAACCGCAUUAGCCUUGGCCGAGAGUCUAGAUGAAGACGCCGUUAUUGUGGAGGGAUAUGCCGAAUACGCCACAUGGCGACCCCAUCUGGCCUACCUCCGCGAUCCCUUUGGAGACCCGGAUAUGGAGAUGGAGCUGGACGGAAUUGGUGGUGUCAGCAUCCUGGCAAAGGCCCGCGUAUUCCGCGCCGGUGUCCAUUUCCCAGCAUUUAGCUUUGAAAAGCACGCUGAGACCGAGGGCUUUGGCAAGAUGGCCAAACGGAUGAAAUUCUCCGUCAUUGGACUGCCGCAUUAUGUCAUCUGGCAUUUGUACGAGCCCAGCGUGGAUGACCUGCGCCAUAUGGAGGAGAUGGAGCGUGAAGCCCGCGAGCAGGAAGAGCGUGAACGUGAACUGCAGGAACAAACAGACAGCACCAAGGCCAAGGCUCAUAAUGCUGCCAAGGGCUCGGACAAGGGUUCCGACGAGGGUCCCGCUGCUCAACCGGCCAAAGACUCUGCAAAGGGCUUUUCCAAUCUUUAG